This is a messenger RNA of Clonostachys rhizophaga, 969 nucleotides long. The record is from the annotation of a GenBank genome assembly. NCBI's taxonomy places the organism in Eukaryota, Fungi, Ascomycota, Sordariomycetes, Hypocreales, Bionectriaceae.
AUGCAUCCACGCUCGUUCUUUACAGUGCUCAGCACUCUCGGCUUCCUGACUGCCGGCAUCGACGCCCGCCGAACCCGAAGACGCUGCUCGUCUGUGUUCCCUUCUUCUUCCUCCGCCCUGGGACCGGAGGGCAGCAGCAGCACCAUCAUCGCCACUCCCACUUCUGGCUUUGUCACCUCGACUCGUCUGUCGAGCGCUUCUUCCACCAGUGUCGUGGAGUCGACCUCUGCUGUUGAAUCGACUACUGCCAUUGUGUCUACUACUUCGGCUGUUCCAUCCACCACUUCCACUUCCUCGCCAUCUACCACCAAGCCCUCCUUCGACCCCAUCUAUACUCCCACCAACCUUCAGCAGCUCACCUUCGGCCAGAGCCUUGACAUCACCUGGGGAUAUGACGCUGCUUGGGCUGGCAAGAUCGACAUCAAGUUGAUCGGUGGUGCUGACUCCAACAGCCUCGUCCCUCUCGGAACCAUUGUUUCUGGCCUUGAGAACAGCCUGGGCAAGUACACCUGGACUCUCAACCAGGACUGGAUCGGUUCUUAUGCUCUGUACGGCAUCACCAUCACCUUCGAGGACGGCACCACUGUUCAGUACUCCAUGCCUUUCAAGGUCUCGGGUGGCGGCAGCACUACUCCCACCAACCCUACCAACCCACCUACCUUUAACCCCAUCUACACCCCUACCAACCUCCAGCAGCUCACCUACGGCCAAGUUAUCGACAUCACCUGGGGAUACGAUGCCUUCUACGCCGGUCAGCUGGAGAUUACCCUCAUCGGUGGCACUGAGCAGAACCUCCAGUUCCCUCUCGGCGUCAUUGCCACCGUCGACAACAGCCUCGGAAAGUACUCCUGGACCAUCAACAACAACUUUGUCGGCGCCAAGAACAUCUAUGGUCUCAGCGUCAACCUCAAGGGCACCAGCUACCAGCAGUACUCGAUGCCAUUCCACAUCUCCGGUGGUCCUCAAUAA